AUGGCUUUUUUGUCCGAACGCCGCGCGGCCUCGUGGUCUCAGUCUGCUCCGCUUCUCUCGCAGUGGAACCUGGUGUGCGAGGACGACUGGAAAGCGCCGCUCACCACCUCCUUGUUCUUCGUGGGGGUGCUCCUCGGCUCCUUCGUCUCGGGGCAGCUCUCCGACAGGUUUGGCAGGAAGAGUAUCCUUUUCUCCACUAUGGCUGUGCAGACCGGCUUCAGUUUCCUGCAGAUCUUCUCUACCAGCUGGGAGAUGUUCACAGUGCUGUUUCUCAUAGUGGGGAUGGGACAGAUCUCGAACUACGUGGUGGCCUUCAUACUGGGAACAGAAAUUCUUGGCAAAUCAGUUCGUAUUAUAUUCUCUACGUUAGGAGUUUGCAUAUUUUUUGCAAUUGGCUACAUGUUGCUGCCACUAUUUGCUUACUUCAUCAGAGACUGGCGGAUGCUGCUACUGGCUCUCACUGUCCCCGGGGUGUUCUGCGUGCCGCUGUGGUGGAUCAUUCCUGAAUCCCCUCGGUGGCUAAUCUCCCAGGGAAGAUAUAAAGAGGCAGAAGCUAUUAUCCGCAAGGCUGCAAAAAUCAAUGGCGUUCCAGCCCCUGCUGUGAUUUUCGACACCACAGAGAUGCAGGAUUUGAAGCCUCAGCAGCAGCAGAAGGCUAUCCUUCUGGACCUAUUUCGAACCCGAAACAUUGCAACUAUUACUAUUAUGUCAUUACUUUUGUGGAUGCUAACGUCAGUUGGUUACUUCGGCCUGUCACUCAGCACUCCAAAUUGGCAUGGAGAUGCCUACAUCAAUUGUUUCCUCUCAGCAGUGAUUGAAAUUCCUGCUUACGUGAUUGCCUGGCUUCUCCUCCGAUCCCUACCUCGGAGGUAUUCAAUAUCUGGCACCUUGGUUUUAGGAGGAGGUGUUGUCCUCUUCAUCCAGCUGGUUCCUGCAGAUCUUUAUGUCCUGUCGGUUGGCCUGGUGAUGCUUGGAAAAUUUGGAAUCACAUCUGCAUUUUCUAUGCUUUAUGUCUACAACGUUGAGCUAUAUCCAACGUUAGUCAGAAACAUGGCAGUUGGGGCUACUUCCACAGCUUCCAGAGUGGGCAGCAUCAUUGCUCCUUACUUUGUGUACCUGGGUGCUUACGACAGAUUCCUACCUUACAUCCUCAUGGGAAGCUUGACUGUGUUGAUAGGGAUCCUUACCCUGUUUCUCCCUGAAAGCUAUGGUAAUCCUCUCCCUGAGAACUUUGAACAAAUGCUGAGGGUGAAAUGUUUCAGAAACGGGCAACAAACCACCGGUGUUAGGAAUUCAAAAGCGAAUGCUAAAAUUCUGGUAACACCACUGUGAAGAAGGCUGUACCCUCCCAGAAGGGCUGAAAGAACAACAAAGUCUUCUCAAAAUGUAUUUUCUACCAGAGGAAAACAAACAAAAAACCUACAGUCAAUGCUACUGCGACAUAGUUGUGAACCUAUUAUCCCCUUUUGCUGCUGUACCAAAUAUAUAGUUUACUGAACAGAUGCUGUCUACUCCCAUAAGAUUGUUAGUCUGUAAUUCGGUGUCCUGAUAGCUGGAGUUUUUCAACAGAUACAGCCCCUGUCCAAGUUGGGAUCUGCAUGUGCUAAGCGUGUUUGGGGAGAGGGCUAGAAAUGAGUAUUAGGAAUAAUACAUCAGUGACUCCACUCAGUCACGUAUUCAAUGAAAGUUGCUUAAAGAAAAAUUGAAAGGCCAAGUUCAAAAAAAAAAAAAACAUAACGCUGGUGUUUUCUCUCACUGUGAAUAUUGACUGGAAGAGGAGGAGCUGGGUACCUUUCUUUGAAAAAUCUCAGCCUACAUCUCUAAAGGAAAGAUUCCAGCCUCCUUUGAAAUCUGUACCAAAUCCCAAUACACUUUAAGUGGAAUCAGAAUUUAGUUGAAGGAAAGCACACAUAGACUUUAUUGUUUUUUUUAAACAAGACAUGGGAGCAAGUAUAUUUUGAUGUUCCUUACUUUUCCCAGGACCUGGGAUCCAGUUCUGAUCUACUUCUCCCUGUAAAAUCUGAUGCUUUUUCACAACGCCUGAGCCCACUGAAAUCACUGGGCUUCAUGGAUCAGCAUCUUUGCGGGGAAGAAGUCUUUAAUAAGGAGUAUAGUUUCUGACCUACUUCUGAGGGGCAAUUUCCACAUUCAAAAGAAACACAGGCUCCAGCAAAUAAAUGAUUUUUUUCAAACAUAAUGUGCAGUUUUAGAUACCAGAUGUUCACGGUAUAUUGGCAUAAGCAGUUUUUUUUAUCUUGAAUUUUUUUUUCCUCAAAUUAUUUCAUUUCUCCUUGAAUAUAUGCCAUGUUGUACUGUACCUUCAGAGGAAACUCAUUCCAGUUUUGAAAGCACCUACAAAAAUCUUUGCACCAUUUGCGGAUUUAAAGGCGAUUUGAUGCUCAAAAAAAUCUAAUGUUCUGUAUGGGAAUUGUUCACCUACAGCUGCUAAAAACACGAAAGGGCUAAUUUGGGACCACACAGUUAUUUCAAAACAAACACCAACAAAGCCAAUGUUCUGUUUUUCAAGUCCUACAGAUUAUGUAUGCAUUUUGUUCAGUGAAGCAGUAUUAGAUGAAAAGUCAAAUGUAGUAGAGUUUAGAGUUGUGCUACUGCUGUUUUAUAAACACUACAUAGUUUGAAAAAAGUCUACUACUUCUUACUUUAUUAUUGGCUGCACAUAGACUUUUUGGUCACAUAAAGUCUAUCAGACCUGGCAGACUGAUUUUAGCCUCUAAGUAACAAUUAGCCAUGAUUUACCUUCUGUAACGGCCAGCAGAAGCACGCUGUUUCACCUUUAAUAUGAGAGUUCGUGGCAAUUUGUCUGCUGCUGGCCCUUGGCAGAGGAAGGAGUAGCUCCCUGUAAGUUCAAGCACAAAUAUAAAGCUUUAUAACAUUUAAAUGCAAGUAACUUGUACAAUUAUUUCAAGCUGCAGUUUGGGACAUGGAAAUACUAUUUCUUUUCAUAUUAAUUUUCUGUGGUCCUGCUUUUGCCAUAAAUGUAAUGUAACAUGUAAUGAGGCAACAUUAUCCUGUGAUCUCUAACAUUGCCUCAUCUCUUCUCAAGCCGGAAUUUCUCUAAUGACAACAACAUUUAAUUUUGUUUUUACUUAUUAUAUAAAAAAUCUAUAGAAUAACUGUUUAGACUUAACUAGAUUUCUCAACAAAACCUUUUUAUUGGUGUGAGACAGUUGUGAGGACUUGAUGAAAUACAGAUGGCUAUAUUUUUAUUAAGAUUUUUAUAUUAAGUUGAUACUUGUUUUAUGUGAUCAUAGACUCAGAUAUUUCUAAAAGGCAAAUAUUUUUAUAUUCUUGAACUUUGUAGUGUCUUAAAACCUAGUAUUCCUUAUUUAACUAAGAGAAAGGGUUGUGGGUUUUUUGAUGCUUUGUUUUAAUUAGUCUCAUUUUUCUUGCUUAUACUAUUAUCUAAAGCUAGUGCCAAAAUUUUAAUACUUUUAAUGGCAAAUUAAAAAAAAUCUUUAACGAGAGUGGCACGCAGUUCUCAGAAGAAUGUGAUGUUGUUAUGAGGACUUUAAAUUGUGUCUGAGCUUAGUACAAAAGAGAACGGGAGAUUGCUGCAGCUGAUGAAGCAUUUGCUAGGAAAAUUUCUGUCCUUUGCCAGUAAAUCUUUCCCAAUCUUGAACAGUGAUUCCUGAAGAAACUCAAAGAGCAAUAGGCUGUGGAAGAUUCAAAGAGCAAUGAAGCUGGACGGCAGGAAUGCCAGUUUCUGGCAUUUUACUUUUUUUUUUUUUAACUGUAAAGCUGAAGUAAAUAGUAUUGGAUUAAUAGCUGUUGCCAAAAAUUAAAUGUAUUGCUAGUGAACUAUCUAAGCCUUUCACUGCAAUCUUCAGAGAGUUGUCUGUAUGCCAAAUACUCAGUGGGGCUCAGUAUGGGACCUGUGUGUUUAUGAGCAGCUGGGAUACUUGUGUAAAGCUCUGAGCUGAAGAUGGGGAGGACUGGCUGGAUUGCUCCCAUUGCUUUCAGUGGGAGCUGUACUAUUCCUCAUACGUCACCUCCGUCACGUUUACUAGAGUCUAUCUGUGUAACCUUUUACCCUCAGUAAGAUCUGAAGCUGACUUACUGGAUCUGUUAAAACAUACAUAAAAUAACGUAGCCGUUGUCACUUGUUAACUUGUGUCUUUAUUGUAAUAAAGUGUGCACUGGUAUUGUAUAACCUA
Messenger RNA from Struthio camelus australis, 4175 nucleotides. NCBI's taxonomy places the organism in Eukaryota, Metazoa, Chordata, Aves, Struthioniformes, Struthionidae. The record is from RefSeq and is a predicted model, not a curated record.